CUCCCAGAUCCUUAGAGCAGUGCCCUUCAUUCCUGGGCCCAUGCCACCUUCCUGGGCAUCACCUCCCUGGACCAAUCAGAGCCGCUCACGUGAGCUGGAGUUCUUGCUGCUGGGCUUCUCACAUGUGCCCUCCCUGCGCCCAAUGCUUGCAGUGCUCUUCCUGGCCGCCUUCCUGCUCACGUUGCUAGGCAACACACUCAUCUUCAUUCUCACCAGCCUGGACCCAGGCCUGCGAGCACCCAUGUACUUCUUCCUGCGCCAGCUGGCGCUGGUGGAGAUCUGCUUCUCACUGGAUGUGGCACCCCGUCUGCUGGUGACCCUGCUGCGGCCUGGACAAGGGGUGUCUCCAACCAGCUGUGCCCUGCAGCUGCUUCUCGUAUUAUCCUGUGUAACAUCCGAGUGCUUGCUCCUCACAGUCAUGGCCUGGGACCGCUUCCUGGCCAUUUGUAGCCCUCUGCGUUAUGGCGCCAUCAUGAGCUUGAAGCUGUGCCACCUGCUGGCCGCCACUUGCUGGCUCUCAGGAGCCCCAGUGUCAAUGGUCUUCACCAUCUGGCUCUUUAACUUCCCCUUCUGUGGGCCACGGGGCAUCAGGCACUACUUAUGUGACAUAGCACCUCUGCUGAGCCUGGUGUGUGCAGACACCAGAGUCUUUGAGGCCAGUGUGUUUGUGGCCACAGUGUUAAUUAUGAUCGUUCCUGUCUGUCUCAUAGUCAUGUCCUAUACCAGGAUUCUGGCUGCUGUCCUUCGGAUGCCAUCAGCCUCUGGGCGCCACAAGGCCCUGUCCACCUGUGCCUCCCACCUCAUCGUGGUGAUUCUGUUUUACGGCACAACGGGGGUCAUCCACUUGCGCCCCAAGGCCAGCUACUCUCCUGAGAGCAAGCAAGUGGUGUCCCUGUCAUACACCAUUGUGACCCCCAUGCUCAACCCUCUCAUCUACAGCCUGCGGAACAAGGAGGUCAAGGCUGCCUUCGGGCGUGUCUUCAUUCAGAGACGAGGAACCUUUAUCCUCUGACCUCUAUAUGACUUCAUUUAUGCAAUCAUUUGGGGAUCAUCUCUAACCUAGUGGACUUGAGGAUCUCGAUGCACGAGGAAAAGUCCUGCUGCAAAGCCUCAUGCUGGCCUCAAACUCAUGCCAUCCGAAGGACAGCAGCCAGAAUCAUGACGUAAUCUUUAGGAUUACAGGCACCUACCGUCACACCUGGUCACACUGCAAUAUCAAUUGCUCUUCUUAAUAAAUUUGAAUUGACCUUGAAUAAAGUACUGCUUUAUA
Messenger RNA from Peromyscus eremicus (cactus mouse), 1270 nucleotides. Its product is annotated as olfactory receptor 10A7-like. Gene Ontology annotation, molecular function: G protein-coupled receptor activity; olfactory receptor activity. The coding region runs from base 41 to 1012 and encodes 323 amino acids. Lineage: Eukaryota; Metazoa; Chordata; Mammalia; Rodentia; Cricetidae. The record is from RefSeq and is a predicted model, not a curated record. Gene Ontology annotation, biological process: G protein-coupled receptor signaling pathway. Gene Ontology annotation, cellular component: membrane. The transcript is spliced from 2 exons.